Molecule: messenger RNA, 4028 nt
Organism: Pocillopora meandrina
Lineage: Eukaryota; Metazoa; Cnidaria; Anthozoa; Scleractinia; Pocilloporidae
Source: the annotation of a GenBank genome assembly
AUGACAUACAGCCCUUCUUGUUCAGUUUAUUCAUAUAUGUUUCUUUUUCUAGAUGACUGUAGAACGGUUGAGUUCAAAGAGAGGGAAGCAAAUAAAGCUCUUAUCAAACACGUCAUAAGAAGUGAACUAGUACUCAGCGAAGACGUUUGUGAAAUAAAAUGCUUCCUAGAACCAAAUUGCGUGUCCUUCAACUACGGUUUAUUGGGUGAUGGAGCUUUCAAAUGCGAGCUGAACAACAGAACUCACUUCCAGGUCUCUCCCAGUUACCAAAAGGAUAGAAAAGAAUUCUUCUACAGAGCAAUGAUUGUGAGUAAAUACCCAGACUACAUCCACAACAGAUGGUUACGAGUUUUAAUUCGAUAUUAAUCGACAAAAACUUUCUCUUCAGAACCCUUGUGAGAGCAGCCCGUGCCCAAGUCAUUACGUAUGUCAAGCGGGGUUUGGUAUCCAUGGAUAUCGUUGUGUUUGUCCUUAUAGAUAUCAAGGUGUUCAAAAUCAAGAAGGUGAGGAGACAAUGAGAUGAUGAGUUAGAUAAACAUAGAUCUAAGCAAAUUCUAGAAAACUGAUUUUGCUUUACGAUGUAAUUCUUUAAAGCGACCACUGAAACGUUUUCCUUCAAAAACUUACUAUAGCAUACCUUAACUAACACAGAAUUGUUGUUUUCUGGAAUCAUUUUCAAAGAGAUCCAUCUAGCUCUACGCAGUCUUCUCGCAGACCUAUACGCCGAAAAUGUGCGAGUGCUAACAGACAAGGAGUUACGUUCUUUUUUAAGUACCUUGAGUUUUCGUGCUCUUCAAAACUACGGACUGUCUUUACAGUAGAAAUUAUGAAUACCUCCGUUACUUUGUUCUAAUUUUCUCAAUAAAAACUCUCCUACAGAUAACUGGAAAAAGGUCAACAUCGAUCCUGUCUGUUUUGGGACAAAAGAUGACGACCACGGAACUUUUCGUAUCCAAGAAGCCGGUCAAAUCUACACUUUUAAACUUGUCCAUACAAGUGGCUCCGUGACAUGCGACACUUCAACAACAUCAACAAAGUGGGGAUGCUCAUUGUCAACUUACAAAAAUCACAACUUAAUGACGGUGAUAACUUACAGCAACAAAACAGUUCUUCCGCUUGCUGAGUUCUUGAAAGGCAGCGGCGGUAAAUACUACACUUACCAACUUGACGGUGCUGAUGUCAACUCCGCAACUCUAGUGUUCAAGUUCCUCCCACCCCACUGGUUGUAUUGGUUGGUCAGCAGUUCCAAUUAUGGUAUGCGCAUGACUUGGUUAAUUAUACAGAGAAUAAUAACGAUGGUAAGACAUGCGUAGACGUUUAUGCCCUGUACCGUUCACCAUGUUGAACAGUUGCGACAACUACAGAUGACUUCAGGCGAAGUACUUUGCUGAAUCACAACCAGAAAACAAUCGGAGAGCGGGUGGUACUUAUUUUUCCCUGCGGCUAAAAGCUUAUGAAUUUGCAUUUCUUUAAUGAUAAUGAUUUGAAAAUGAACUUUAGCUCCCGGAGCUCUUCAAAACUUCAAUAAAUGACAAUCUCUUCCAUCAGCUUUUCUUUAAGAUAGCUCAAAUUUAAAACUGUUGAGUUUCAUUUUAUGCCGUGUUUCUGUUUUUCAUUAUCUUUAGAGUGAAUUUGAGUCUAGAAAUCGCACUUUGAAUAGCUUGUAUUUAAGUUUAUCUUUAGUAAACAAACAACUGAACUUAUGGAAAUUUUGAUUGGCAGUAAGAGGUGAUUGGGGUACCCCGUUGGUUUAAACAGUUAAGAAAAGUGUCCUACGGUAGUUGUUAUAUGUGUUUGUAGCGUCUUGAAGAUACAUGACGGGAUGGCGGUACGUUCGUGAUAGAAAUGAUUAUUAAACCGUUUAACCAUCCUACAAAAUUAGUCCCGAAUAAUUUCGGUAACCAAAGACUCUGCUUUUUUUUGUGGGCGGCUGGCACAUAAAAUUUUCAGCUUUAAAGCAAUGUCGACAGGGUGUCCUUGUGAUAUAUUGUCAAUAAAAUUUUGUUUCCUUUGGCAUUGUGGUAUUUCAUCUUUUUUUUUUCCUUUUUACGAGGCAGGACAUCAGUCUCUUUCAUGACACCAAGGCGAUAUAUUUGAGUUAAGAUGAGAAAAAAAUGGUCACUCUUGAGGUAAACAAACGUCAGGUGCAAACUUGAGCCUUGUAAGUGUAUCACCAACCCAAUCUACAUUGAUAAUUUUCUAUGUGAUUGACAUCAAGUGGAUUCACUUUAAUUAUAUUCAAUUUUACCCUCCUUCUUAUUUGAAUUUGGUUAUUUAGAGGCAAAGGUGUUCAAGUUUGGGUUUAUCACUUGAAAUAUUUUAGCUUAAAAAAUUGUUGAUGGUUUUUUCAAUUUUCAUUUCCACAAAAUUAAAUCUACUGCUAUUCAGCAUGUUCUGUGUUUCAAGUAUUUCCUUAAGCUUUCAUCGAAUCGUUGAACAAUUCCUAUUUAAUUAAAAUAAAGUUACAUGCCUCCUCGCACGUCUUUGUCUUGGAGCUUUUUGAAGCGGUUCAACCUUUUAUUAUAAUGAUCCUUCAAUAAAUUGAUUUGCAGUUGAACGCACUCGACAGAUUUUCAAUUUCAUUUAAUGCAAACAUUUAAUUGGUAACACUGAAAAACCUCUUGCGUUAGGCAAUCUUCGGCAAACGAUUAAUUAGUUAUUUUACAAAGGCCAGCAUCACGCAUUGAAGUUAUUUUUUUCUCUUACAGUUUUUCUGUAAUUCUUAAGACUCAAUGUUUUGUUUUCAAAUUAAGUUAGGCCAUGUGAAUGUUCAAGUGACGUAUUCGUAAAUGUUAAAAAAUAAAAUUCUAUAACUUCGAAGGGUGCUGAUCUCACGUCUACCGCUUACAUUAAUAAUUACUUUCCUCUUUUAUGAUUCUGCAAUUCGCUGUAUUGUUUUGAGUGUUGAAAUAUUAGGUCUCGUUGCAUUUACAAGAGAGACCAGCGUUUCAUUUAGCUCGCUAGAGCUAGCUGAAGGGUGUUCUCACUACGGACAAUAUGGUACUGCUCUCACCUGCCGUUAGUGAUCCUUCAAUGAGUAAGGUCCUAACUUUUCUAUGGAUUUUUCGUUUUGGUGUACUGGUGCAUGGAGGUAAGUGACUCCUGCCAAAAGCUGACAUCGCUGACACUUUAAUCUGUUAUCACUGUUGUAUUCGUGAUCAGAUUCAUAUCCUUGUGUUAUGGUACAAAAGAAAGUAAGUGUGUGAAAAGAGAAAACUCAUUAAGUUAACUUUAAAUCUAUUCAUGGUAAUGAUGUGAAAUUUCGAAUUCUUAAAGUAAAUAUGGCAGAAAUGGGAUAUUGCAAGAUAGCACGUUAUUGCAAAACUACCCUGUUUACAAUGCCGUGAUCUUAGUUGGGCGUAACAGAAAAGAUCUGUUGGUAAAAUUAUUGCUGAUUCAAGGCGACAUUGGUCUAUAUAUGAUUUGUCCACAAUUUUUGAGUUGCUGAUGUCCGAUUAUUAUAUAUAAUAAAUGGAACGGAAAAAGACACUGAUGAAGACGUUGAAAGCUAAAGGGGUAAUAAUAUAGACUUGCUAUCGUGAAGAAUUUCUAAAGCUAGCGUUCCAGAGCGAAGCGCUCACGGUUAUUGAGUUAUACCCCCACCGAUGCAGCGUUACAGUUUCCUUAGAAACCUACCCCCUCAUUUGAAAACCAGAUCCUAAUUAAAAUCACAAUGGUGAACAUCAAUCUUGUUCUUCAAUGCCAUUGGUAAAUGAAAAAAAUGAUUCUCCGAAAAAGCAACUUUUCUGUUAAGAUGAAUAUGAUACCUUGAAUUCAAGUUUCAGGCUAUUCAGCUUAGUCAGUCAACUAAAGAAAACAGAGGAAAGGCUUAUCACCUGCCUUUCUUUCGAGGAUGAAAGAGCAUAGCAAAUAUCCGUGUUUUUUUUUUUUCGUCGAGCGGCAAAUCAAGAGUUAUAUAUAUAGUUUCUCUGGCAUUCAUGGAACAACUUUAAACCAAUAUUGUGAUAAAACUUAGGUUGUCGGCUUCCUUUAAGCUUGUGUGCCGUUUGAUUUCAUUUUCUCAUUGA